GGACAUCUGCCCGUGCUUGCCAAGCUCUGGGUGUCCGAAGUGUGCCGAGUCACAAAUACUCAUUACUUACCAUCGACUGCGAAAUCGAGAAACAUACUAAGGCAGACUCGAGCACCUUACGCACGAUGGAGGGCCCGGACAAGUCCAUGGGCAGCAAGGAGUACUCACCGGAAGGCUCCGCUAAUUUACCAGAAUAUGGCGUGCAAGAGGACCAUAACCGGUCAUUCAUGGGCCGCUUCAUCGAUGGUUUUAAGCGCGAUCCAAACGCCCAUGCUACCCCCAAGGGCGCAGUGGGUGCCGACGGCAGAGUCUACGAUGUCGAGGGUGCAGCAGCAGCUACAGCGAACACGGGACUGCAACGGUCACUUAAAGGUCGCCACCUUCAGAUGAUUGCUAUCGGAGGGUCCAUCGGGACAGGUCUCUUCGUCGGCAGCGGUAGUGCACUCGCCACCGGAGGCCCGGCUUCUCUGCUCAUCGCAUUCAUCAUUAUUGGCAUUAUGCUGUACUGUACCGUCCACGCACUGGGUGAGAUGGCGGUGCUGUUCCCAGUAGCAGGGUCUUUCUCGGCAUAUUCAACACGCUUCCUUGACCCUGCAUGGGGUUUCGCUAUGGGCUGGAACUACGCUUUGCAAUGGCUCGUUGUGCUUCCACUCGAGAUUGUCGCGGCAACCAUCACCAUUCAGUACUGGUCAAAUGGCUCGAUCAACAAUGACGCCUGGGUGGCCAUCUUCCUCGUCAUGAUUAUCGUAAUCAACCUAUUCGGCGUCAAAGGCUACGGCGAGGCCGAGUUCGUCUUCGCGAUCAUCAAAGUCAUCGCCGUCGUCGGCUUCAUCAUCCUUGGCAUCAUCCUGGACUGCGGUGGCGGACCCCAAGGAGGGUACAUCGGCGGGAGCAGGUGGUACAAUCCUGGCGCGUUCCACAAUGGCUUCAAAGGUCUCUGCUCGUCGUUCGUUACUGCCGCUUUUGCCUUCGCCGGUACAGAGCUUGUUGGUCUCGCCGCAGCUGAGACCGCGAACCCAAGGAAGUCUUUGCCCAGCGCCGUCAAGCAGGUCUUCUGGAGAAUCACACUAUUCUACAUCGUCUCUUUGACAUUGGUCGGUCUACUUGUCCCCUACGACGAACCUCGUCUCAUCAACGGCACGAGCAGCGCAGACGCAAAAGCUUCGCCUUUCGUCAUCGCCAUUGAAAACGCAGGCAUUGGUGGGCUACCGUCCGUCUUCAACGUUGUGAUCAUGAUCGCAGUGCUAUCUGUCGGCAACUCCUCGAUCUACGGUAGCUCACGUACACUCGCUGCUCUAGCGGAGCAAAACCAGGCUCCGAAGAUUCUUGGCUACAUCGAUCGCAAGGGUCGACCAAUCGUAGCCAUUGGCGUUGCCGGCGUGCUUGGCCUCCUUGCGUUCUUCGCCGGUUCAGACAAGGAGCAGGAUGCCUUCAACUGGAUGCUGGCCCUUUCCGGCCUGUCGUCCAUCUUCACUUGGGGCAGCAUCUGCCUUGCUCAUGUCCGUUUCCGCCGUGCCUGGAGUAAGCAGGGCCACUCACUCGACGAGCUUGCUUUCCGUAGCCAACCGGGCGUGAUCGGAUCGUGGAUUGGCUUCAUCCUAAACUGUCUUGUGCUCAUUGCGCAGUUCUGGACUGGAGCCUGGCCUGUCGGCUGGCGAGAAUUAGGUGCAGGGGGGCAGACGGAAGCUUUCUUCGAGGCAUACUUAGCGGCGCCUGUGGUGAUUCUGUUCUACAUCCCGUACAAGCUGUGGUACAGAACACCUUUCGUCAGGUCGCAUAAUAUGGAUCUGCAUACCGGCAUCAGGGACCUGAAUGUGGCCGAGCUGAUUGCGGAGGAGAGAGCUGAAAGGGCCUCGUGGCCGCGCUGGAAGAGAGUGAGUCAUACAUCUUCAUCUAGCAUAUCCCGGCGCUCUGCUAACAAUACGCUCAGACCUACAAAUUCUUCUGCUAAGCUCAUAAUGUGGCAGCUACUCAUACUCAUGUUGCACACGUAGCUCCACAUGUACUACUACGCACCGUGAGGGCACUCUGCUGUAGCAAUAAUGUAACCAUUGACAAAGUCAUAACGCUGUG
Baudoinia panamericana UAMH 10762 is the source of this 2073-nucleotide messenger RNA. RefSeq lists its product as uncharacterized. Gene Ontology annotation, biological process: amino acid transmembrane transport. The coding region runs from base 126 to 1994 and encodes 622 amino acids. The transcript has 2 exons. Gene Ontology annotation, molecular function: amino acid transmembrane transporter activity. The record is from RefSeq and is a predicted model, not a curated record. Lineage: Eukaryota; Fungi; Ascomycota; Dothideomycetes; Mycosphaerellales; Teratosphaeriaceae. Gene Ontology annotation, cellular component: membrane.